Molecule: messenger RNA, 10535 nt
Organism: Diabrotica virgifera virgifera (western corn rootworm)
Lineage: Eukaryota; Metazoa; Arthropoda; Insecta; Coleoptera; Chrysomelidae
Product: eukaryotic translation initiation factor 4E transporter-like
Exons: 16
Coding region: 363-3725 (1120 amino acids)
Biological process (GO): negative regulation of translation
Cellular component (GO): cytoplasm; nucleus
Molecular function (GO): mRNA binding
Source: RefSeq, a predicted model, not a curated record
AGAUGGCGCAUGGUUUGAAAAGUGAAAGAAAGGCAUAUGGCGUUCGUUUCUAUUUUUGCUAAUUCAAAGAAGUUUAUGUGCGUUGUGAGUAAUUGAAAAGUUUGAAAGUAAAUUUACUUUACUAAUCAGCAAAUAUACAAGCAUUAUUUAUUAUUGAAAUUAUUAAAGCGAAAUUUCCGUGUUUGUGUCCGUAUGUUAAGUUUUUGUUGACGAAAUAACGAACUGUGAUAUUAAGCUUAGUUGUAUAUUAUAUAGGUUUUCCUUUAUACAAUUUCGAGUUUCGAUUAUUUAUUGUACAACGUAGAUUAGGUGUACAGCUGACUCUGAACAUUUAAAAGUGUAACCAAAGAAAAAAUUGUGCUAUGUCUAUGUCACAGGCGUCAGAAACAGAGAAAAUGCAGAUGAAGAUUUCGAGUGACAAGCAGUCUAAAAAUGGAGAUGAGCAAGUGGAAGGAAUGAGUGUGUCUGACGCACCGACUGAAGAAUUUACCGACCCUGCCAUUUUGGUUAUACGAGAAACGGUAAAGAUAAGCUAUUCGAAGGAAGAACUUCUGAAAAUACGUGAAGCUCCGCUGUCAAAGAAAAAACCGGACUUCUUCGAUACUUCCGAAGUUACCACCUCAAUUUGGGACCCCGAACGAUGGGGAUUCGAGCGUAAAAAAUCCGACACUCCCAUCGAAAAUGGGCCGCGUUCUAGCGGCGACGGACCUUCAGAGCAUAGGCGAAGACCUGGAGAUCCUAGAGAACGAAUCAGAAAAGAAAGCGACGGUAUCGUCUUGUCACCUCAGCGUCGCAGUUUCAACUCUGGAUGCUUCGUACCGGUCCGCGGAGAUACUACACGUAACAACCGAUCUCAUAGCCCUCUGGGACCGAAGAACGAUGGAUCUCAUGUGGGUGGUAUAAGAGAGAUUCAGUCAAGUACCAGACGGAUCGGUAGCGGUAGGAUCCUCCGUGAUUUCUGCGAUUUUAAUGAUAAACUCGAUUCGGGAGACAACGAGUACAGUUACAGAAGUCAACAACGCAACAAUAACAACGAUCGUGAGGACAAAUUUGGGGAUAAGUACGAAAGGAGAAGCUUCGGUAGGGACUUUGAAAUGACAAGGGACAGAGAGAACAACAACAAGGAGACCAGAAGAAUGAAUAAAGGGUUUGAUCGUAGAAGGAUUUCUGAAAAUAGGGAGCAGGAAGAACCCGAAUGGUUUUCUGGCGGGCCAUUAUCUCAAAACGAUACGAUAGAACUGCGAGGUUUCGACGACGACAAGCCUAUCAGAAAAAAAUUAAGCCCCUCGAAUUUAAAACGCAUGAAAGAACCCAAGAAGAAGGUCGAACCUGCUCUACCGCAGCUUAAAAACGAUGAUAAAAAUGAACCAGAAGUUAUAUUAUCCGAACCCAAAGGAGGAUCUGGCCCGCAGGUCGGGAAUCAAAAGGAGACAAAUGAAAAACAUUCCGAAAGUCUACGGAAUGAGGAGAAGGACAAUAAAGUUGACAUUGAUAAGACUGAUGAAGAAAGCAGAGUCAACGCGUUGGUCAAUGAUCAUUCGUUUAAUUUUGACGAUAUCCUCAAGUGUGACACUAUUCCUGGAUUGCUGACAAACGGAGUUGGAGGUGAUGGAGAUAAUUCGAAGUCCCGUUUCAGUAGGUGGUUUAAACAAGAAAGUCCAGAAAAACCUGAAAGCCGUCGCUCAUCUCUACACGACGAUCAUCUAAUUAACAAUUUAUUGAAAGAUCUGGAGCCGAACGUGACUAUUCCUGGAGAUUCUGAGGCUUACUUUGCUCCGAUUUCACCCGCUGCCAAUACAGGAGGAAUUGUAGGCAGCAAGAGGGAGUUCCAACAACAGUCGCAGGCCAUGAAUAUCAUGGAUAUGCUACAGAGAGGGAAGCAGCAACCUGACCCCAUGAAACAACCAGUAACGGCAGGAAAAAUUCUCAAUUUGGAAGAGUUAGAGGCAAAAAUACGCCAAGAUUCUUCAACUGGAAUCCCCACAAAACACCAGCCACAGAAACCAGACGAAGACAUGGCAGCAGCUUUUAAAAAAUUGCUGGAACAAGCUCAAGCUGGAGGACAUCCUACAUCCAUGAAUACUUCAAUGAACAAGACUCAACCCAUGAGUUUAUUAGAGAUGUUAGAUCGUUCUCAACAACAAGACGAAGCCGCGAGAAUGUCUGGAAGCAACCCUCAUCUUCUUGCUCCUUCCAAUUCAAGCAGGGGCGGUAUCCAGCAUCACCAACAUAUGACAAAUGAUCUCAGUAUGAAACUACAUCAAGCCCAAAUUCAACAGAACCAAAUGGAUAUGCUGAACAAGUUGAUUAAUCAAACUACUUCUGUACAUCCUCAGCAACUGAGAGCUUCUCCGUUACACGAUUUGGUUAUACAGCAGAGUAGAGACUUACUUAAUAGACCAGAGGCUCAGGCUAUCCUCCAAGGUUUGAAACGGGGUGAAAUCACCACCCAACAUCUCUACCAACAGCUGGCUAACCCAGCGCUACAACCUCGUCAUAGGGAAAUGUUGAUAAACGUAUUAAAGUACCACGGGGGCGGCGGUUUCGGCCCCAGUCCCAGGGUACUCAGUCCGGUACCGCCACAUCACAUGUUUCAGCAGCAGCAGCAGCAACAACAGCAACAACAAUUGCGAGUGUCGCCCCUUCCCCCCAACGCAUACUGUGUGUCUCCAAUAUUGGCUACAAGUCCCAAUACGUUGACAGUACCUGCUAUGCAUCAAAGAAUUCCAUCCCCUAGAGAAUUGCAAGUCCACACUCAAAACAUUCUCCAGAGAGCGUUGAUAAAGAAAAAGCUCGAAGAACAGCAAGAGAACUAUCGAAAGAAGCAAGAAUUGCAAAGGGGACAGAGUCCAAGUAAUGGCUUAAAUCAAGCUCCUACAAAAAAUGUUACCUCUCCUACUCCAUUGGCUUUUACACCUACUUCUGUAUUAAGGAAAAUGACUGCUGAAAAAGAUGAAGGUAAAGAGAACAAGGUGAAUAUUGAAGGGAAAAUACCUCCAGGACGACCAUUAACUGGGAUGAGACCUCAACCUCCACAGCCUCAAGUUCAGCAGUGGAAUACCAGUGCACAAUACACAAAACAUCAAGGCCGUCCCAUUGUCAAGGCUAACAACAAUUUCCAACUACCCUUAAGCGAGCAGUUCUUUGGACAACAGAAUCCUCAACAACAGCAAGUCCUGCAGCAAAGGGCACAUCAACAGCUGGCGUUCCAGCAACAGCAUCAGCAGCAACAACAGAGAAAAGCAUUAAACCCGCAGGCGAUGGGGGGUCCCCAGUUUACAUCCAAUCAAGGUGUUCCUCAGUCACAGUACAAUACCCAACAAUACUCUUCUAACCAACAGUUUACUCAACAGCAACUGCGAGCGCAGCACCAACACAGACCGGCAAAUCAGCAGCAGCAGCAAAAUGUACAACCAAUGUCAUUCCAGCAGCAACAGCAACAACCAAAUAAUCACCAACAUAUGGGAGGGGGCAAUUGGCAGUUCUUUAACCAACACCCAGCUAAUAGGUCCUCCAAGGCAGGCCUAGAAUCCGAUGGUGGACGUCCAACAUCUAGCGCUACCACUUCCACUACAUCGACAGUAAACCAGCUGGCCCGUUGGUUCUCUCCCGACCUAUUAGAACUUGCCAGAGCAGGUGAACUACCGAGUACCAGCAGUCUGUCGCAGAAUCUUCUUAGCCUUGAAGAGAUUGAACGCCAAACGGCGCCCCCCGUCCAUAAUUAAAGUGUUUAUAAACAUUAUGUCGCUCGUGUUUUUGAUGUCUGGAAGAGGGGCGCUUGGGAGGGAACUGAACGGUUAAAACUGAUCAACGACUUUACUGUUAAUUUUAGUCAAAACAUGUUAAUGUCGCAAACAUAUUUAAUCACUUUAGAAAUUUGUCAAUUUGUCCUAAAAGGUGGGACAAAAAAAAUCGUUUCAAAAUCCUUACCCGCAAAGUUAUACUUAAAUUGUAACAUUUUGUAAAUACGACAAAAAAAGUUACAUAUACAAUGUGAUAGUGUUAUGAAAUCAUUGAAUUUAUUUUAACGUUUUUUCAGUUGUUCAUUUCAAAAUUUACAAACAAUAGACAAAGCAACAAGAUGAAAAAUUAAUCACACAAAAAAAAUAUCAAACACUACGGUUACAGAAUAGUGAAUUAAAUUGUUAAAUAUAUGCUGUAGUUUAUUUUAAAAAUAUGUUCCUUAAAAGUUAUAUUUUCGUAUAAAGCUAAAAAUUCUAAUCUUUAUUGACAUGGAAACAUUUAAAAAAUUGCAAUAUUGUAUUGGGAUUAAAACAGCAUAGUCACAUUAUAUAGUUGCUGUUUAUUUGGGUUUAUAUGACUGUGGACAUUAAAUCUAUUGUCCAGUUUUCAAUUUUUUUACUUGUUAGGAAUUGUGUCGUAUUCAAUAUUAUCCUAAAAAUAAUAGUAGUAUUGAUCUCUAAGAAAUACUCAUUUUUUUCAUUUUUUUUUGUGAUUUGCUUAUACUUCUUUUUUUUUUGUAUUAGGUACUUUUUAUUUAUUUAUUUUUAUUUAUUUAUAUAAAAGAGUCCUCAGAGUUCGACAGCAAACUCUUUUGUUUAAAUGUUAUUAAAGCUACAAUCCUAACAAUAUUUCUCCUUCUUUGUGCCAUAUCUGUUAAGCUUUGCAACCAUCAUAUUAAAUGCGUUCGAAUUUGGAAUAUCUAUGAGGUUGUUUCCGUAAAUUUUUGUCCACUCUCUUUUAUUUCUCAGCCACGAUAUCCUUCGUGUUGGACUCUAACUGUUUCUGUAGCUGUUUCAGAACCUAGAAAUGAUUGGAAUAGAUGAUAAAAAUGUGAGUAUUUUACCACAAUAUAUUGAAAUCAAGAAGCUUCUAUUCUGGUAGACGGCAAAAAAAAUAAAAUUUUUACUCUCUUGUAAACAGAUAAAAAAAAUUAGGCUUCAGUUGACACGUUAUACUUGUGUUCCAAAAGUAUGAUUACUCUGGAUAUGGACUCAGUCCUAAUUCAUCAAAUCCUGCUGCUUUACCAACUUUCAUUACAAAUGUUGCUGUUAGACUGUUUUUCGAUUCCAAAAUGUGAAAUUUAAUGUUAGCAUUAGAUCCGCAAAGCUACUUAAUUAACUAUUCUCACACAAAAAAUUUGUAUAAACUCGAGCCUUAGUGCCAUAGCAGACCAAUUCUUAAUUGAACAGAGGUGUUGUAAAAUUUUGUCAAUAAAAGAUUACAGCAUAAAACUUAACAACUUAACGUUUUUGUGAUUUCUGUUCUUCAUUCUUGUUGCUUUACUUAACACAUCUUCAAAUUACAAAGACCGGAUUUCUGUAACUUUUGAAACGCUCAUUUUUACCACCGUUAAAAAUGGUUUAUUCCAUUUUUUCUAUGUUGAGAUUGUUGUUUUAUCUACGUCAAAAAAAUAGAAGAAAAAUUUGGAAAAAAAAUUAAAAGACUAAAUUAUACUUGUUCAAAUCUUUCUGAGCACAGUAUGGGUCUGUAUCCAAUGUUAGUUGGAUAUAGACCAAUACUGGGAUUUACAGACCUGUCCAUAAGUCAUCGAGAGGACUGAAUCUAUACGGGCAGUUUGGUCAGGGUAGUAGAUGUUUGACGUUCUGUAUUAAUCCAUAGUCACAAUUGUCAUUCUUGUUCAGCAAACCCCAUUUAAUAAGGUUCCCUUGGUCAGCGCUAUGUCGGUUCUUAAACGGUUCAGCAUGCGCCACGUCGACCAGUUGCUUAAAAUCCAGCUUUGGGGAGUUUCUGUUUAGUGGAUAACAGGUUGGUGGUUCGUCUAGAAGGGAGCUAAGGAAACGUUUUCUUGGUUUCAGUCUGCCAGGAUACGGUUCGUGACCAAAAAGAAGGUAACGGUUAUCGAAGGUUUGUUUGGAUCUUUAGGUGAAUUCGUGGACUGUUCUACAGGAGUCAGAAUCCGAGAAGCCUGAAGCUUUGUACAGUUUAUCCACAGGGAUUGAUCUGAUACAGCUGGUAAUGAGUCUACAAGUUUCGUUCUGCCUGACAUUUACUUCUUGGCGUGUGCAGAUAUCUUCCAAACAGGGCAUGCGUAUUCCUCCGAAGCAAGGCGCCUGCGCCGUCUGAUGUUAGUACUGUGGGUUUGGCGCCCCAUUUACUAUUGCUAAGUUUUCUUAAAAUAUUGUUGCGCGCAUCCACCUUCUUUCGGGUCUUUUCACAGUGGAACCUGUUUGUCAAUGAGCAGUCUAGUAUGAUUCCGAGGUGUAUUGGCUUUUCGGUGUGCUCUAGCAAGGUGGUAUUCCAGGUGAUGUUGAGUUUCCUUUCCGCCUGUCAAGAAUGAAGGUGGAAAGCGCAAAACUGAGUUUUGGUUGGAUUUGGUCUUAGCGAAAUUGUCUUUAUAGUAAUUGGACACUAAAUUCACCACAGCUUUCAAUUUUUGUUGGACCUCUUCAAAGUUUGAACCUUGGGCCGUGAUGUCUAAGUCGUCUGUGUAUAAGAAGUUUCUAAUAAAAGUUUGCAUUGGUUGAUCAGCUGAUAUAUGAUAAUUGAUAAAUGAUAAUGUACUCUGUUCGAAUGAGUUCUCUGUGAACUUGCUUAUACUUAAUAGGUGUAUAGUUUGUAUUAGAAGUACUUCACUACGGUAAUAUGACUUUAAUAUUGAAUGAACUACAGACAUGUCAAUAUCAUCUCAUUAUUAUGUUCAUUUGUUAGCAAAAUCAAUGGAGUAUUACUAAAUAAGCAAUCACGUGUUAGAAAAAAUGUAAGUUAAUAUAAUUAUUUGCAUCAUUUGGGCAAUGAUUGGAGCUAGAAUUGACAUCAUGUUUGAGAUGCUAGGCUAGGCGAUCUAUGAGGAAAAUUUAGUAUAGAACCAUUGUUUAAAAAAGAAUAGUUUGUCUACGUAAUGAAUAAAUUUGCUUGAUUCCAAUUGAGACAGUCACCACCAUUUCUGUCAGGGUUGCAAUGUCACUACGAUAGGUCAGUGUACGAUGUACGAAUGUCAGGGUCGUUACUACGAUAAAUCCAAAAUGCAUGGACACCAAGUUGGAUACGACUCUACUCAUAACACACCCAUUUGCAUACAUAUUAAGAAAAAUAAAUAUAUGGAAGAAUAUAUCUAUAGAAAUUGAAUUAUUGAUGCCAUGCUACUAUACAUUAUACAUAUAAUAGAAUGACAUCAUUAAUUCAAUCUCUAAAUAUAUUCUUCCAUAUAUUUAUUUUCUUAAUAAUAUGUAUGCGAGUUGGUGUGUUAUGAGUAGGACCGUAUCCAACUUGAUGUCUAUACAUUUUGGAUCUAUCGUAGUUACGCUUGCGACCCUCACAGAAAUGGUGGUGACUGUCUCAAUUAGAAUCUCAUUGCGUUGACCAACUAUUUUUUUAACAAUGGUAGAACUGACAUCAUAUUACGCAUGACAGUGACGAAAAGGGUUAAUUAUUUUAACAAGAAUAUUGUCUGUCUUGGUGUCCUAUUAUACUCUUGUACUAAAAAAGAUUUAAGUAUUUUUAAAAGUGGUAAAAUGGCGUUACAAAAGUUACAGUCUCUUAAAAACUAACUAAAAUGGUUGUUGCAUUACUUAGUGCGUGUGAUCAAUUAAUUCGUCGACUGAGAAUUAGGGUUAUUGGGUCAUAAGAAUCGAGUUUUGUUUUUUAGAAAGUGAAUUUUAAUUUUUUGGUUUGGUGUGUUGGAAACUUUUGUUUAAUUUUGGUGUUUUACUAGAGUAAUGGCAACCAGUUCAGCGAUAUACAAUUCGUAAACCUUACGGUAACGUUAAAAAAUGUAAAUUUCUGGAACUGACUUGUGUUCUUAAAACAUGAACGUUUUCUUCGCGAUUAAAAAAGGCGAGUGAGAAUUUGUAAGUGAAAAUAAUCGUCAAUUUUUGUCUCCUCGCAAAUAAUUUUAAUCUCGAAGAGAAUCUUCCUACAAAAACAUUCCUGAUGUAGUCGAUACGUACUGAGACCUCUAAACGCUCAGAUUUAUUUUCGAAAUUGGAGGAAAAUCAUAUCAGAAACAACUUUAAAAUACCUAGAGAUAGAAAUAAUAUUUGGAUAAUAUAUAUAUACAGAAUAUCUUGACUUAUUUUAUAUUUAUAUAAAAAAAUAUAAUUAAAAUCCGGUAUAAAAAGUAUAUAAUUUAUUAAAAAAUUCCCUACAAACAACUAGACGUAUGCAGAAUGUUUUCGAUCUGGAUGCAGAUCAUCAUCAGUGCUGAACAGGAUGAUCACAUGUCAAGCCACCAAAAUUGAAAAUAUAUGGGUAAAACUCUUUAAAAUAAUACAGUGAUGGAUACAUAGACAAAACUUGUUUUAAAUAACAUGGAUGUUAUAAAUAAUUCAUGAUUGAGCACCUGGCACCAUUUGACCCUCACAUGAGUUAGGACACGUCCUGACGUUCAGCUACCUCAUUCUCAUAUACAAGAUAUGAGGUAUCUGAACCUCAGUGUCCCAACUCAGGUGAGGGUCAAAUGGUGCCCGGCGCUUAGUAAUGAAUUAUUUAUGACUAUUAUUAGUGGAGCAUUAUCGUCGAGAAAAAAACUGAUCACCAAUGGCUACAUUAACAAUAUGUUCAAUAAUAUCCCGUCUUUACAUCUGACCAUUCGUAGUGUUCUGGCAAGAGUAGAGAUCUAUUCUUCCACCGAAACAGAUUACAGCCCAAACAAUAACACCAGCACCUCAAAAUGGAUGAACCGUUUCACAUGGUCUUUGAUUUCUUGGUACCCUUGGUCAUGUAACUCAAAUAUUCGUUGUUAUGUUUUUUCUAGAACCUGUCAUUUCUGUGAUUUUUUUUAUGUACAUUAAAGCGUAUCAUACUUUUUAUACUGAUCUUUUAUUUCCUUACAUCUGUAGGAGAAGCCACCUCCCUUUUGCCUCGAAAUUUCUUUUUGGUGUUUCUCUGAACCUCUUUGUAUUUAUGUCUUUUGCUUUAUGUUUUCUUCGUCCUUCGAUGAGUUCAAGAAUUACUACUGCCAUCCAAUAUUUUCUUUUUUCUCUAGAUGCUUUGACGAUUUCUUUUUUAACUGACGCUGGGGCAUGUUGAAUGUUUCCCCAUUUUUAAUCAAUAUUUAGAGUUUCCGCAUUAUCUUCUUUGACUUUCCUUCUCGUUUAUUUUAAAGUUCAUUUCCGCAUAUGUGUUGUUUUGUCGGAACCGUCUCGUAUCCAUGAUUUUCUCGAAGCUAGGGCUCUUUAUAUUCCUUAGUUGUACUGUCCUCGACAAAACAACCGGGUUGUGAUCGGAGGAUAUGUCCACUGCUGGAUAAAUUUUGGAUAAUACUGUAGGAUUUCUAUAUCUUUUGUUACCUGUAGGGAUUAGUGAUGUUGGUCGAGAUAAACGAAACAGAAAUGUUGAAACCCAACUUUUUAGGCGCUCUGCGUUUGGAAAAGAAAAAUGUUGAAUAUACGAUUAGUGGUGUUGAAUAUGCAAUGAACUCGAAAAGAAAAAGAUAAAAACAACAAAGAUUACUCAAUAAAAAUUUAAUAAAUUAAUAUAUUCCAUCAUAUAAUAUGUCAUGGUUUUAAAAAUUUAGUGAUAAUAGCUUUGAAUUUAAUAAAGUAAACAAUUUUUAAUAUUCUGUAUAUAAUAUAUACAUACAUUGUCUAAGAACAUUAUAAGAACGAUCUGUGCUUCUUUAUAUGAAUUUAAUCAUAAUAAAAAAAUCUAGUCUAUUAAUAAUAAAUUAAUUAAACAAUUAAAAUUAACACUGGUAAUAGGGUCAUUUUUGCAACUCACUUUGUGGUAGUAAUAAUUUGUGAAAAAAUUGUAAUUAUGUAUAAAAAUGAUUGUAUCACAAAUAAAAUGUUGAAAGAAUGACCAUAGGUUGGAAUUUAGGCUGUGGUUUUAGAUCUUCGUAGGAGUAUUUCGAAUGUCUUAUAUCCUUCACUGAUCAAUUUUUUUUUUCAGAGAAUUAGUUUAAAUAUCGGUGUAAAAAAAAAGCAAAAAUCGAGACUGCUAGUGUUACGAGAUUACUUGAAGUUGUUUCUGUUAUGAUUUAUGAGAAAAUUCGCCAUUGGUACGUGAAUUUUAUGUUUUGGAUAUUUUGUAAUUAUGGUAUUUUUCACUUGCACAUUAUUGAUAUAUUACUAAUUAUAGUGUUAACUUGAAACAAAGAACACUGUGAUCCUAAUUGGGGUCAACAUUUAUUUAGCUAAUAUGAAAACUAAUAUUUAAUAAUUCCGUUACUAAAUUCAAGAACUGAUAGCUUAAAUUGAGUCAUAGAUGUUAUAUUAGCCAUACUUUCUAAAUUUAUCUUACUUUUCUCGUCUAGAAAUAUCUAAUUAAAUUAAAAAAAUAACUAUAAAAAUAUUUUGACAAAGAUUUUCACUUGGAAAGUCGAAAUUUUAAACAUUGUGUGGUAAAAAAGUUAAGCAGACAAAUAAAAUAAUUAUGAUUUGAAACUUUUACAAAAUACCCAAUACAUGUAAAAGGUUAUACUGAUUAAGUUAUGUUAAUCGGUGAAUUUCUCCAUAUGGGCCGGAAUUAAUAUCAAUUGCCAAAUAAUUUGUUAAAUCUAGAUUUUCUCUCUGUAAAAAUCGUAUGAGAUGAUUUUGUAAAUACAAAAAUGUCAUUAAUAUUGGCAUACAUUUUUGUUUUGAAAAAUAAUUAAAUGAGCAAGAACAUACAAA